GAUAUCACGCAGGCGGGGCGGAGAAGAAGACAGAUGCGGCUAACUGUUUGUUUUGAUUGCGUGAUGCAUCAGCUGCGGGUCACGGCAGCCUCACCGUGGAAAUAUUUCUGUAUGUCUUCAUUUUUAGGAGCUGCGGCGGUGAACCGGGGACAGUUCAGACUGACGUCGUUUUAAUCGACUGCCUGGAGCGGCUGCUUCCAUGUUAGCUAACCCCGGAGGCUCCGUGUGAGGCUUUAGCCCGAGACCGGGGAAGCAGGGACUUCAUCCGCCUCACGAGAGCAGGUGCUGGGUCAGGGCGCUCCGACCCGGCCGGCGCUCCUCCGAGUCGACUCCUGGUUUAGCAGAGGGGUGGGGGCGGGGAGGAGAACACCCGGGCUCAGGAUGCCUCUGUUCUUCAAGAAGAGGAAGCCCAGCGAGGACUGCCAGAAGAGGCUGGAGUAUCAGCUGUGCCGGUCUAAGGAAGCUGGUGCUGAUGACAUCCUGGACAUCUCAGCCUGUGGGCUCCUGGAGGUCCCCUCGAGUGCCUUUUCCAUCAGCAAGGUGCUCCAGAAGAAGGUUCUCAUCCUACACAACAACGAGCUGAGGCACCUGACGCCCAAAGGGAUCGACAUCGGCACCCUCGCCACAUUAAAGGUUUUGGACCUGCAUGAGAACAAGCUCGUCUCUCUGCCGGAGGACAUCGGGAAGCUGACGACCCUGCAGAUCCUGAAUGUGGAGAAAAACCGCUUGAGGGCCCUGCCAGAGUCCAUCGGGAACCUGCGCCUCCUGCAGACUCUUAAUUUGAAAGGAAACUGCCUCACCGAGCUGCCGUCCUCGGCGGGUUCCCUGAGCAGCCUGCGGACGCUCGACGUGAGCGACAACAACAUCACGAAGCUUCCCAAAGAGCUGGCCUACAUCCGCACCUUAGAGAGCUUUACCCUUGAUGCUGCCAUGAUGUCAUACCCACCUUCGUCUGUGUGCACAGAGGGGACGGAGAGCAUCCAACGGUUCCUGUGCUCAGAGCUGGGAGAGGAGUACUGCCCACCCUCUCAGUACCUCCUGCCGGUGCUGGAGAGCGACGGCAGCAAACAGAGCUCUGACUGCCUGGACGGGCUGGAUGAGGCCUGGCAGAACAAAUUUAGUGACUACGAGAAGAGAAAGGAGCAGAAGCAGCAGGAGAAGUUGGCCUUCGAGAAGCACCUCGAGGAGAAGCAGAAGGAGCAUGCCCAGCUUCUAAUAAUGAAGAACUCCAACAAGGAGAACAUCCUCAACUCAGUCCGACAGGAGCAGGAGCGAGUGGAGCAGGGCGUCAGCAAGCAGCAGAGGGCUCAGGAGGCCGAGAGGCAGCUGGUGCUGGAGAAAGUCCGAGAAGCUGAAAACAACAUCAGCAGCCGCAUCAGUAACCUGCUGAUGGACGACAGCAGGCAGAAAAAGAGCGCCGAGUUUCUCCAAGCCAUGGAGGAGGAUCGGAUCCGUAUGGAGCAUCUGACUGCCAUCACACAGGAAGAGGCCAGCUCCCUGAGAAAGAAGGAGGUGGCAGCGGCCAUGCAGAAGAUGCUGUCAGACAGCUGCGCCAUGAGCCUCCUCCAAGAAGCCAGUGACUACCGCAGACAGAGCCUGGUCACUGAGGCCUGCAGGAGUUUGGAGAAUUUAGACAGGAAGUUUGACAAGAUGCUGUCCCUCCAAGUUCUAGACAAGUCCAAAGCCAUCGCCCAGAUCUUACAGGAGGAGGAGAUGCAGAAGGCGGCUUUCCAGGCGCUGCAGCUGCAGAAAGACGCCGUUCACGGCUACAUCCGGAAUCAGAUCCAUCUCAUAGAGGGCGAGUUAAUGCAGCUGACUAAACUGGAGAUUAAAAGGCGCAGCCUGGAUGCAGAGAACCUGCAGGAGGUUCUGGCGGAGCAGCGCACCGCUCUCAGUGACAUGCUGCAGCAGCUGCUGAAGCAGAGAGACCAGAGGGAGCAGGAGCUGCGGCAGGUUCUGGCUCAGCUGGAGCUGAAAUCUGAGUCCAACCAGCAGAACUACUGGAUGAUCCAGUACCAGAGGCUGCUGGAUGCUAAGCCGCUGUCGCUCCGCAUGCAGGAGGCGGGCGUGGAGAAGGAUCUGGUGAACCUGCUGUGCAAACUGUCCGCUCAGCACUACCUGCCCGUCCUGGCUCAUCAUCGAGUGACGGCCGAGGCUCUUCGCCACAUGAGCUCCUCUGACCUCAAGAAGCUGGGCAUCAAUGAAGCAGGAAUCCAGACAGCUCUCCUGAACUGGGCCCGGGAACGCCUGCCUGACGCGGGAGCUUGUAAGGCCGCCCAGCAGGAGGUGGAAGUCGUCCCCUCGGCGCCAUCUCCGUCCUCCCCUCCAUUCUUUCCCAGCACCUCAAACAUCCAGAUGCCCAGCCCGCCCCUCACCCCGGGGACCCCCGUCACCCCCUCAGCACCCACCCCCGUGGAGGGACCGGGGAGCUCUGAGUGUGUGGUCUGCAUGGAGACCGGGUCUCAGGUGAUCUUCCUGCCGUGUGGUCACGUGUGCUGCUGUCAGGUGUGCAGCGACGCCCUGCAGACCUGCCCUCUGUGCCGCGCCAGCAUCUCCCAGCGCAUACGCCUCUACCGCAACUAGACCUGCCGCCGGGCCCCACCCUCACCGACCAUCGCUCUCACCUAUUUAUGCAUGAUGAGCUGCUGCGUCACAUAGAGAAGCUUUUAGCGGGUUUUAAAGCGCAGCUGCUUUUCCUGUAAUAACUGUAUUCUGUGAGGGAGAUCCUCACAUCUCUGUGACGUGUUUCCAGCCGUCUCGGGUGGAUUUUUUAAGUUGUGUAAUUUUAUUUUUGUGAGAUGUGAAGAGCCGAGUGGACGCCGCCGCUCACUGACUGUCCUCUGUCUUCACGGCUGAUGCGUGCCUUUUUCUCUGACUGUUUUUUAUCAUUUCUGAGUGUCGUCAGUAACACGAGCUGAACGUUUAAAUAGCUCAAAUAUGAUCUGCUGAUUCUUAAAGGUUUUUGUUCUCGCUGCUCGUUUCCUGUUGUCGCCCCUCCGUGUGCACCUGUGUGAACACCUGUAGCAUCACUAAUGCUGUUGGACUCUACAAAGUGCUCUUAUUCUCUCAGCAUGUUUCAGGAAAUCUCUUCUUUAAUAACUCCACGUGAGAUUCCACCUCAGUGUAAAUGUGAUCAUAUCAGAUAAAAUAUAUCCAACUCAA
Molecule: messenger RNA, 3162 nt
Organism: Archocentrus centrarchus (flier cichlid)
Lineage: Eukaryota; Metazoa; Chordata; Actinopteri; Cichliformes; Cichlidae
Gene: lrsam1
Product: leucine rich repeat and sterile alpha motif containing 1
Exons: 25
Coding region: 382-2583 (733 amino acids)
Cellular component (GO): cytoplasm
Molecular function (GO): protein binding
Source: RefSeq, a predicted model, not a curated record